Messenger RNA from Danio rerio (zebrafish), 1561 nucleotides. The record is from RefSeq and is a predicted model, not a curated record. Lineage: Eukaryota; Metazoa; Chordata; Actinopteri; Cypriniformes; Danionidae.
GUGAAUGAGGGUUAAACAGGUGAAGGUCUCAGUAAAUCUCAUGCAAAUGCAGCGUCUGAAGCUGAUCCACGUUUAUCCGCAGCACAACAAUGAGGAUUUCCUUCUCGUUUCAUACCGCAGAUCUGAUUUCUUGUCGGCUAAAGCCAGAUUACCUGAAUCUGCCGCACAAAACGGGCCUCAGAUUAGCUGCAUGUCUGUAUAGGGGGAUUAUGCAGGACGCGUUCAUAUAUAGCGGAGCCAUGGAGCCGCGCAUUCAGUGCUGAUGGAGAGCCACGUGCAGGACAAGAGGAGCUUCGGCUUCAGCAUCGACAGCAUUUUGAGUCUCAGAGACCAGAAGGAGGAAGAGGAGGAGGCAGAGACGCAUCUUCAUCAUCUUCAUCAUCUUCAUCACGAUCUUCAUCAUCGGGCCACAGAGCUGCAAACACACUCCUGCAGGACCUGCUGCUUAUGCUCACACUGUGGAGAAAUCCUGCAGUCUGACAACGCCUGUGCAGUGGUCUGGGGAAAGCGUGUGUUCUCAGAGGCGUGUCCAAGCGCAGGAUCCCCGGGUCUGACCGGUGUUCAGCGCAGGGUUCGCCGUCACCGCACCAUCUUCACAGAGGAGCAGCUGCAGGCGCUGGAGGAUCUAUUCACACACAACCAGUAUCCAGACAUACACACACGCGAACAACUGGCCCUCAAAACACAGCUGCGCGAGGAGAGAGUCGAGGUGUGGUUCAAAAACCGAAGGGCCAAAUGGAGGCGUCAAAAGCGUCUUCCCUUCAGUCUUCGAGGAGCGGACGAGUGGAGGAGCGUCAUGCACAGCGACUGAUGAAGAAUCCUGCAGGAGAAACACUGAAGAUCAUCUGCUUGUCUGAAGACGAUGCUCUUCUUCAUGCUUUAUUCAUUCUCAUCGGUCAUCCUGCUCAUGUGUGAGAACUUUCGGCUCAACACAGGCAUCAUCGGAUGAAGAUUGUGUCUUCUAUAUAAGUCAUGAUGAAUUAAUGAUCAUUAAGACUAUAAACAAUGACAUCACAACAGAUUUAUGCAAUAUUCAUUUGAUUUAAAAUCAUGGAUAAAACUUUCACACUGAGUGCCAGUCCAUGCUCAUUCAAUGCCAGAUGUAUUUAUGAGUUGCAAUGCAGAUGUAGUGUACUAAAAAUGAUUCAUCAAAAGAGUCAGUUAAAGAGCAAAGAUUAAACCCGUGCUGCUAAAUGAAUCAGUCAAAAGAGUCAGUGACUCACUCAUGAAGAAUGAACAAACACUAUGGAAUACACAAGACGUGUCAUUAGUAUUGUUUUGAAUGGGGAAAAGAGUAACGCUUAAUAUGGCAACUCAAGCCCCGCCUUCUAGUACAAAAAGCCAAUCAUAGAUCGCUAAUAGACUUAACAAUUCUUCUGGGGGAGGGGCUUAGAUCAGACGUGAGUUACUACAGAUUCUGAAUGAUUCAAAUGUUUAGAAAUGAAACUAAAGACACAGAUGUUGUUUAAUUUUUUUCGAUAAUUUGAUGUUUCCUCAUUCAAACAGAAUGCCCGAGCAUACUGCCGAUUGAAAUGACCUGACCUAAAGGGAGUUUGGAAAG